CUUAAUUUAAAAUAACAAACUAAUCUGUAAUUAUCUAAACAAAUAUUAUUAAUAGAGUUUUUUAAUGUAGCUCUAAACUAACUUUCAGAAAUGGAUACAAUGACAUUGAAAGAAAUACAAAGCAGGUUAUUAUUAUGGGAGGCUGCUGAUAAUCCUUUGGCGCCGUUAACUAGCUCUCAAAGAGAAGCAAUUUUAGAUUUAGAGACUGCAUUACACGAUGAUGAAGAAUUGGAAGAUAAACCACAGGAAGAAAAUAUUUCAAAAUCUGAUGCACCAGAGUUGAAUACAGUGUAUGAUUUCCUUGAAUUUUACAACAGCUUAAGUGAACAAAACAUUAAGGCAAAUGAUGGUCCUUAUGAGGCAUAUUAUAAGCAGCUAGAAGAUAGACGUAAUGAGUGUGUUUUAUUAACAGAUGAGAUUGCAUCAACAUUGUCAAACCUAAAUAAACUAACUCAAGAAUAUAAUUUAGUGUCCGAUAAAACAAAUGCCCUACAUACCAUGAGUGAACAACUUUUAGCUGAUCAGACAAAGUUAUCGAGCAUUGGUGAUGAUGUUAAGCAGAGAUUACAUUACUUCACACAGGUAGAACAUCUCAGCCAAAGGCUUAACAGUCCAACAAUGUCAGUUAACAGUGACACAUUUUUCAAUGUACUGUCAAAAAUAGAUGAAUGUCUGAACUAUAUGAGGGCUAAUAGCAACUUCAAAGAAGCCCACACCUAUACAGUAAAAUAUCGCCAUCUUCAAAGUAGAGCUAUGUCACUUAUUCGUAGUUAUGUGAACCACAUUUUAAACCAAGCAACGGAGCAAGUUUUGUCACCAGAGGAACCAGAUGGUGAAACGGUGGAUAUGGCAUAUGCUGUUUACUUUGGGAAGUUUCAAGCGGUAGGACCUAAACUACGCAUGGUGAUAAGUGAGGUUGAGAAACGAGCGGAAAGCAAUGAAGACUACGCCCAUCUCCUAUCAGAUAUACAGCGUGAGUACGCUUCACGCCGUCAACAGGUAGCGGGCGGGCCGACGGCGAGAGCGUUAGCGGUGGCGGGCGAACAGGCCCGCGAUCAUUGCGCUAUGUUACGUUCGGCUUGCUCGUUGCUCGCGCUCGCUUUGAGGGACGAGUGUGCCUUGUACGAGCAUUUCUUCUCUAGUACUUCACAGGCGCUGGAAGAUUACCUACAAUCUCUUAGUACGGGUCUAUACGAGUCUUUGAGACCUCAUAUCAUCCACAUCAACCAUUUGGAGACACUCGCAGAACUCUGCGUCAUCCUCAAAGUGGAAGUUAUCGAGGAGCAAGUUAAUAAUGAUCCGGCCCUGCAAGCAUUAGCGACUGUGGCCCGAGCGUUAUUACAGGACACACAGGAAAGACUUGUGUUCCGCGCUCAUGUGCAUUUGCGGGCCGAUGUCUUGCACUAUAAGCCUGCACCUGGAGACCUGGCUUAUCCGGAUAAGCUGGAAAUGAUGGAGGAAAUAGCCCAAUCACUCCAAGACCAGACUCUUAGGCGCAGCGAUUCCCGUAAUUCCCUAACAUCAGAUAUAUCCAGUGCAUCUGAGGUCUUCGAAAGGCGGCCUCAGGCGUCCCCGGCUGACCUUCACGGCAUGUGGUACCCCGGGGUCAGGCGGACCCUCGCUGCGUUGUCAAGGCUGUAUCGGUGCUUGGAAAAACGGGUGUUCCAAGGAUUGGCCCAAGAAGCGAUAUCCCUCUGCGUCCAAAGCGUAUCAAACGCUGCCAACCAAAUAUCGGCUUUAAAAACAAGUAUCGACGGUCAACUGUUCCAAAUCAAACAUCUACUCAUAUUACGCGAACAAAUCGCCCCAUUCCAAGUCGAUUUCGUCAUAAAGGAGACCUCUUUGGACUUUAGCAAUAUGAAAAAUGCGGCCUAUGGAUUAAUUCAAAGGCCGCGACAGAUAUUCUCGAUGAACGCCAAUAACACAUUGUUGGAGUUCCUGUUGGAGGGAACGCCGAUGGUUAAGGAACAUUUACUCGAUUCGAGAAAAGAGGUCGAUCGACAGUUGAAGAAUUGCUGUGAAAUGUUCAUUAAAGAUGCCACGGAGAUCAUGGCCGGACCUCUGAUUGUGUUUAUUGAGAAGGUUCAAUCGUUUCAACCAGGGGAUCAGCUGAGGUCCCAGCAUUGGGCUUCUCCUUCCCAAAUAGCUGUUGCAGUACAAGAAGCACAAAAACGAAUAAAAACAACUCUAGCGCCAUUACAAAGAUCAAUGCAAUUGUAUCUCGCUAACAAAGAAACAGAGUUUAUUCUUUUUAGACCUAUCCGGAACAAUGUGGUUGGCUACUUUGUACAAUUAGAACAAAUACUAACCAACUCGGGAUACACCUAUGAUGAUAUAGUAAUUGUUGCAUGUCCAACCCCUGAGCAAGUAUCAGUUUUCAUAUCUUCUGCAAGUUUAAUCAGCAAUAACGAACCAGUGUUGCCAUAUGGGAAAAAGAAGCCAACAAGUGUGAUACGUAAACCUAGUGUUACAAGCAUUCCAGAAAAAGCUGAUAAACCAGCAGAUAGCACUAAUCAAAAUCAGUUAAACUAAAAUCAACAAAUAAUUAUAAAUAUUAUAUGUUAUUAUUAAUAAAAUAUAGUAGCGUUAUAUUA
Pieris rapae (cabbage white) is the source of this 2594-nucleotide messenger RNA. RefSeq names its product conserved oligomeric Golgi complex subunit 3 (gene Cog3). Gene Ontology annotation, cellular component: cis-Golgi network; membrane; COG complex. Gene Ontology annotation, biological process: Golgi organization; intra-Golgi vesicle-mediated transport; intracellular protein transport. The record is from RefSeq and is a predicted model, not a curated record. The transcript has 12 exons. Bases 91 to 2532 code for a protein of 813 amino acids. NCBI's taxonomy places the organism in Eukaryota, Metazoa, Arthropoda, Insecta, Lepidoptera, Pieridae.